This is a messenger RNA of Bathycoccus prasinos, 3126 nucleotides long. Its product is annotated as anion exchanger family. Gene Ontology annotation, biological process: monoatomic anion transport; monoatomic ion homeostasis; transmembrane transport. Gene Ontology annotation, cellular component: plasma membrane. The record is from RefSeq and is a predicted model, not a curated record. The transcript has a single exon. NCBI's taxonomy places the organism in Eukaryota, Viridiplantae, Chlorophyta, Mamiellophyceae, Mamiellales, Bathycoccaceae. Gene Ontology annotation, molecular function: solute:inorganic anion antiporter activity. The coding region runs from base 1 to 3126 and encodes 1041 amino acids.
AUGAACAAAAACGAAGAUGAUGAUGAAGAAAAAGAUUUGGAAAAAGGGGCGAUGAAACCACCGGCGUUACCGAGACCGAUGCGACUUUUGGAAGAGUUGAAAGAGAAAAUGAUGACGUGUGCUCACGAAAACGCAAAUGGGACGACGACGAGCAGGAAAUACGCGAGCAUCGAGUGCGAGUUGAGCUCGUGGAGAGAGACGGAAAUUAUUCAAUUUUUGGUGGAGAAGAUUCGGAAAAAUUAUUACGCGAAGACGACGACGAACAACGAGGAUGAAGACCCGAUACGAGUCGGACGGGUGUUCACGGCAGUCAACGAAGGCGGUCUGGCGGUUUUAGUUGGAGAGGAACUGAGAGAUAAACGGAGUUUAGGAUCGGUCGUGAGAGCCGCGGCGGCGGCGUCGGCGGCGUCGGCGGAGAAGAAAGACGAAGAAGAUACGAGUAGCAACGGGGGGGCAAAGAAAGAAGGGACGAAGAAGAAAAAUAGCGACGAGAAGAAUAAGAAAAAGCUCGCAAACGUGCCGAAGAUUGCAAUCGCGACGUUAGAGUCGCCGGUGAAUUUAGGCGCCUCGGACGGGAGAAACGCCAGAGUGGUGUGUUUGGUCUUAGUUCCGAUGAGCUCGCAAACUUUACACGGAAACCAUCGACACAGUUUUGAAGAGCUUCAUCGGAACAGCGCUUUACAUAACGACGGCGGUGACGACGACAACGAUAAAGACUCGCUGUUUGGCCUGGACCGAUGGAAUAAAAUCGCGUGCAUAAAAGCCGCGUUUAGAAGUUUAUCGAGAGACACAGAUUUUGUCUCCGACGCGAGCGAUUUCAAAAGACUCCACUCGCACGCGAAGAAACAUUCCAGAUUGCCGCACGCUUUUGACGUUCUCUCCGCAGUCAUGCACGGGGACAGCACGGACGAUAAAGUGCGUUUGUUGAGUGCCAAGCAAAGAGUCCUGGACGCGUGGGAAGACGCCGUGGAAGUCUUGAGAUUGUCCCAUAGGAAUUCGUUUUUGACUUCCAUAGAACACAGGAAAAAGAACGCGAAAGAUACGAACGCGAACACUAACAGCUCGUACGAAGCCGAGCGGACGGGGAGAUUUUGCGGUGGAAUCAUCGAUGAUAUUAAACGACGUUCGUUAGUGUACGCGAGCGAUUGGACGGAUGGACUACAAACAGUCAAGACGAUAACGGCGACUUUGUACAUGUAUUUCGGGUGCUUAGGACCGGCGAUUGCGUUUGGAGGGUUGACGUACGAGGAAACCGGCGGUAAACUCGGCGCGAUGGAAUUUUUGCUCUGCCAGGCUUUUGUCGGCAUCGUUUGGGCAAUUAUCGGUGGUCAACCCGAGUUAGUACUCAGACCAGCUGGUCCGCAAACGGUUUUCAUCAUCGAGCUUUAUCGACUCUCGACGACGAAGGCGUUCAACGUGCCUUUCGAACUCGCCAUGGCGUGGACGGGCGUGUGGACUUCAAUUUUCAUGCUCCUCAUCGCGUGUUUUGAUUAUUGCGCGAUUGUCGUUCGAUCUUGCACGAGGUUCACCCAAGAAAUUUUCAUGGUAUUUGUGAGUGCAAUUUUCAUAUUCGAAGGGUGUAAAGGCGUCGGGAGUUAUUUCGAUAGCGCGAAAGAGACGUACAGCAGAGACGUGGCGUUGUUUUCGCUCAUCUUAGCCGCCGUGACUUUACAACUCGGAUUGUUUUUUGGAAAAGUUCGUUCCAGCCCUUUCUUACUCGGUCCUUUGAGAGAAUUGACGGCUGAUUUUGGAAUCGCGUUUGCGAUCGUUACCUCUUGUCUUCUCGCGUGGGGAUCUGGAAUCGAUGGGUACGAAAAGCUCUCGUUACCUUCGAACAUCAAGCCGAGCGACGAAACGAGAAGCAAUUGGCUGAUUGACUUAUUUCCGUCCAAAGAGGAAGGAAAUCGAUGGAUCAUCGGAGGCGCGAUAGUCCCGGCGAUAUGCUUAACGUGCUUGUAUUACAUCGACGCUAAUGUUGCGGCGCUAUUGUGCAACAAAGAAGAGGCAAAGUUGAGAAAAGGCGUCGCGUAUCAUUACGAUUUCGCGUUGCUCUCUAUCUUACUCUUUUUCUGUUCGAUUUUUGGCUUGCCGUUUGCGACGCCGAGUCUGCCGCACUCGCCGCAAUACGUGAGAGCACUGUCGGAGAUUGAAGAGAUUACAAAGAACGGGGUCACGCGAACAAAAGUGGUGACUGUUCACGAACAACGCCUCUCGCCGCUGCUCGUCAACGUUUUGGUUUUGUUGUCCUUUGUUUUAUUGUCAUUGUUGAAAGAGAUUCCUAUGGCGGUAUUGUACGGUUUAUUCGUUUUGAUGGGCAUCAACGGUUUCUACGAAAAUCAAUUUUUUCAUCGAUUGACGAUGAUAUUUAUGGAACCAAGGUUACACCCACCGACGUCGUACGUGAGAAACGUCCCGUUAUCGCGGGUUCAUGGAUUUACGUUCGUACAAGUGUGUUGCGUGGCGGUCAUUUGGGGCGUGCGCUCGACGGAUUUGUGCCUCAUGUUUCCAAUCUUAAUCGCGAUGUUAAUGCCGCUUCGGUUACUUCUCUCCAAGUUUGACGGCAUGUUCACGAAGCAACAGUUGCAACUUUUGGACGUGAACGACGAAGCGUAUUUGGUAUUAGAUGAUGAUGACGAUGAUAGCAACAAUAACGACGACGACGACGACGACGACGAUGACCGAGACGACGACGACGGCGACGCCUUUGAUGUCAAUGACCCUGGUUUCAACAACAACGCGACCGACGACGAGCGUCGCCAAUUAGUACGCGCGGCACAAAAAGCUGCGUUCGAUUCGAGAGCGAUGACGCUGAUGGAUUUUGCGGAAAACGGACCGAGUCUGAACGCGUCCUCGCUAGGGAGUGCUAGAAAACCUCAGUCGUCUCCGUUCGGCACCGCCGCGACGCCGAAUCGAUACGUGUUCCCGUAUCAUUCGGAUUCAAAGCCGAUUAAAAUUGCCCAGAGACGAACGUCGUCUUACUUCAGCGACGACGAUCUCUCGCCGAGGGAUAAGUCGGCGACCGUGAGUCCAAGACGCGAUCGUCCACUUUCGCCUAAACCAUCGAACGAUAAUAAUAAAAAUAAUAAAAGUAGUAAUAGUAAGGAGGAACCCGGGUCUCCGCUGUAG